AUGGCCUGUGUGAAGGGAGGCAGAGCAUCCUGCAUCCACAGGGACGGGGAAGACACCGCAUGGAGGGAGCUGCUGGCAGAGAGGCUUGGCAUGACCCCUGCUCAGAUUCAGGCCUUGCUUCUGGAAGGCGAAAAGUAUGGUCGUGGCGUGAUCACUGGACUUGUUGACAUUGGGGAAACUGUGCAGUGUCCAGAGGACUUAGCUCCUGAUGAGGUUGUGGAACAGGAGAAUCAAGCUGUACUGACCAGCCUUCAGUGGAAGUACCUCACCAUGCUUUCAAACCCCAGGUGGUUACCGGAGCCCAUACCCAGGAAAGGCAGAAAGGAUAUCUUCCAGGUAGACAUCCCAGAGCACCUGAUGCUUGGAGCAGGACGCCUGAGGAGUGUAGAAGGUUACCGAGAAAGCAGCGAAAUUGUGACCCAUCGACUGACCUUCAUGCCGCAGACCCAUGGGCCAGGUUCAGUCUGA
This is a messenger RNA of Suricata suricatta (meerkat), 468 nucleotides long. Its product is annotated as protein CXorf40A-like. The record is from RefSeq and is a predicted model, not a curated record. NCBI's taxonomy places the organism in Eukaryota, Metazoa, Chordata, Mammalia, Carnivora, Herpestidae.